Rosa chinensis is the source of this 1662-nucleotide messenger RNA. Its product is annotated as cyclin-D3-3. NCBI's taxonomy places the organism in Eukaryota, Viridiplantae, Streptophyta, Magnoliopsida, Rosales, Rosaceae. Gene Ontology annotation, molecular function: cyclin-dependent protein serine/threonine kinase regulator activity. The coding region runs from base 243 to 1364 and encodes 373 amino acids. Gene Ontology annotation, cellular component: nucleus; cytoplasm; cyclin-dependent protein kinase holoenzyme complex. The transcript has 4 exons. The record is from RefSeq and is a predicted model, not a curated record. Gene Ontology annotation, biological process: mitotic cell cycle phase transition; regulation of cyclin-dependent protein serine/threonine kinase activity.
GGGUUUGUGGUCAGUCUUUCACUUCUCUUCCUCUCCUCCACUGACCUCUCUCUCUGCUCUGCUUGUCCAUCAGAGACAUAUUUUAGUGCAACUGAGUGAAAAGAAAGAAAGACUGAGACGCCUUGAGAGGCUAAAGGCUCAGUCUUUGAGGGCCUCUUUGUGUAUUGCUCAUGCCCUCAAAGCCUCUCAGGCCUAUAAUGAAGUAAUGAACCCAGAACCAAGCCUCUUCUUCAUAGAAGAAGAUGGAUCCGCCAUUUCUCUUGGACGCUCUGUUCUGCUCGGAACAACGUUUGGAUGAGGAAGAGCAAGAAGCUACGGUGUUGGACUAUUCAGAGGAAUUUGUUGAAGAUAGUUCUUUUUAUAGCAACAACUCUUCGUCUUGUAAACAACAACAACAACCAAUAAAGUCCCCAAUCUUGCUAGAGCAAGACCUGUUCUGGGACGAUGAGGAACUCACCUCUCUGUUGUCGAAAGAGAAACUGAAUCAAGAUCGGAAAAUCCUGAAUCCCAACUCGUCUUUGGCCGGGGCACGUAAGGAGGCUGUGGAUUGGAUGCUGAGGGUCAAUGCCCACUACUCUUUCUCUGCUCUCACUGCGGUUCUGGCCGUCGAUUACCUCGAUAGGUUUUUCUUCAGCUUCCAAUUUCAGACCGAGAAGCCAUGGAUGACACAGCUCGCUGCCGUGGCUUGUAUCUCCCUUGCUGCAAAAGUGGAGGAGACCCAAGUCCCCUUAUUACUAGACUUCCAAGUUGAGGACAGCAAGUAUGUGUUCGAAGCUAAAACGAUUAACAGAAUGGAGAUUUUGGUUCUCUCAACUCUUGAUUGGAAGAUGAAUCCGGUGACCCCAAUUUCGUUUCUUGAUUACAUGACAAGGAGGUUUGGUUUGAAAGACCAUCUCUGCUGGGAAUUCCUCAAGAGAUGUGAGCUCAUCAUUGUCAAUCUCAUCUCAGAUUCUAGGUUCUUGUCUUUCCUUCCAUCUGUAGUGGCUACUGCCACAAUGCUGCACGUUGUCAAUAACAUUGAGCCUUGUCUUCAAGUUGAGUAUGAAAACCAGCUCUUGACUAUUCUCGGAAUCGACAAGGGUUUGGCGGAUGAUUGCUCUAAGCUCAUAAUGGAACUGUCAUCAUCGUGGUCGAGAAACAAGCGCAAGUUUGGUUACUCAAUUCCUGGGAGCCCAAAUGGAGUCAUUGACAUAUCAUUCAGCUCGGACAGCUCAAAUGACUCAUGGGCCGUGGCCUCAUCAGUCUCGUCCUCACCGGAACCUCUGUCCAAGAAAAGCAGGGCUCUGGAAAAGCAGCUUCUGGAGAAGCUCAACCAAACAGCAAAUGCAGCAGCUGAUAUUCUCAGCCUUCCACGCCUUCCCUAAUUGGUUCCCCUUCUUUCUAAGGAACUGCCUAAUAAUAAUACUUUAUGUUCCUAAUUUGUUUAUUAAGUUAGUUGUUAAAUUGCCUACCAUCUCUGUAUUAAAUUUUCAUCCCCAUAUAUCGAAUCGAUCGAUAGGAUCAUCAUCUUUGCCUCGCAAUGUGGUGAUCCGAUCUAUGGAUUAUGAUCGGAUACGGGAUUAGGAAGCGGAGAUGGUUGGCAUUUUAUCCGGAGGAAAUUUCAUGACGAACAAUCAUCAACAUUAUAGUAAUGAAGAGUACUUGCAUCAUUGGGCAACAUUA